AUGCCGCCAAGCCUAUCACGGCAUAGCCCUUACAGCAAAAGGAAUAAGCAAUUGAGGAUGGCGACCCAGACACUCGCAAACUGGGCCGUGGCCCUACAAUUUGCAUCAUUGCCACGAGGAGUCAUCAACGCCGCCAUCCGCAGCUUCUACAAACUGGGCCGGUUGCACAGUUGCUCCGAUGGCGUAGAUCUUGACGCUAUGCACGCCGCCCUGCUGAAUGGGAUUGCGUCGCAUGUCCACGAUUACGACGAUACGCAUCUGGAUACGAUUAUUCACCCCACCGGCCCGGUUGCCUCGGCUCUGUUGGCUAUGGCGGAAUCGCUGGAUCGGUCAGUUUCUGGAGAGGAGUUUAUUCUCGCUCUUGUUGUUGGAAUUGAGUCGGAGUGUAAGGUUGGGUUGAGUGUGUGGCCUGAUCAUUAUGAUGUUGGAUGGCACAUUACGAGCUCAACUGGAUCGAUCGGCGCAGCAGUAGCUGUUUCACAAUUAUUAAAUUUAUCACCGGCACAAACGGCACAUGCCAUCGGUCUCGCGGCGACCCAGGUGACAGGAUUGCGUGAGAUGUUUGGUUCGCAUACCAAAUCCUUGCAUCCCGGUCGGGCCGCACAAAACGGGCUCUUAGCAGCCAUUCUGGCUUCAGCGGAUUACACCAGCUCGACGCAGGCGUUGGAAGCGAAGCGUGGCUGGGCGAAUGUAGUCAGUUCCAUGCAGCAUCUCGACGAGCAGAUGGCAACUCUCCCGCCCAAUGGACGGUGGGAAAUCGAACGGAACUCGUUCAAGCCCUUCCCUUGUGGAAUUGUGGUACAUCCAGUCAUUGAUGGGAGUAUCUUUCUCCAUGGACAGCUGGAGCGAAAUGGAAUUAAGAUAAAGGAUAUACGGAAAGUUGAGGUAAUUGUUCACCCGUUGGUCAUUGAGUUGGCUGGUAAGACGGCGCCGAAAGAUGGACUUGAGGCCAAAUUCAGCGUUUACCAUGGGGCGUCGGUGGGCCUUUUGUUUGGGAAAGCCACGCCGGCGCAGUAUGAGGAACCAGUUGUCAAUGAUAGUCAGGUAGUGUGGCUGAGAGAUCGGACGAGAGCCACCGUCGACGAAAAACUGCGACCUGAUGAGGCUGUCGUUAUCAUCCGUGUAUCGAACGAUGGGGAUGAUUCAGUUACAGAGGUCCAUAUUGACCAUGCAGUGGGCAGUCGGGAACGCCCCAUGUCUGAUUCUCAAUUGACACACAAGUUUGUUGAUCAAUGUGUUCUGGUUUUGGGACAGGAUCAGACUGAGCGAGCGAGUCGCUGGUGCUGGGACUUGGAGAACCAGGCCGAUGUGCGUGACAUCAAGAGUGUCUUAUAG
Messenger RNA from Penicillium argentinense, 1335 nucleotides. Its product is annotated as MmgE/PrpD family protein. Bases 1 to 1335 code for a protein of 444 amino acids. The transcript is spliced from 3 exons. Lineage: Eukaryota; Fungi; Ascomycota; Eurotiomycetes; Eurotiales; Aspergillaceae. The record is from RefSeq and is a predicted model, not a curated record. Gene Ontology annotation, molecular function: lyase activity.